This is a messenger RNA of Lodderomyces pseudojiufengensis, 603 nucleotides long. RefSeq lists its product as uncharacterized. The transcript has a single exon. The record is from RefSeq and is a predicted model, not a curated record. Bases 1 to 603 code for a protein of 200 amino acids. NCBI's taxonomy places the organism in Eukaryota, Fungi, Ascomycota, Pichiomycetes, Serinales, Debaryomycetaceae.
AUGAGAAACAGAUUGUUGUUGAACCUAAGACGAUAUUUGAAUACUAGUAACCCUCCCUCACAUUUUGGAUCUGGUGAGAUACCACAAACAUAUAAUCAACAGAGUGACUAUCGACAGUAUCAGCCUCAAACACACCAACCUCAAUCACAACAAUCUACUCCACCAUCGUCACUGCAACACCAAGGCUCGCAUCAUGAAAGUUCAAUACGAGAAAUAACGGCAUUACUUGCAAUGUUUGCCCUUGCAUACAUAGCAAUUGAUAAUUAUACAGAAAGAAUUAAGAUUGAAAAGCUACAUACGGAAACGAAUGCAAUAAAUUUGAAAGCAUUGCAAGUUCAACAAUUGAAUUAUCAAAAGGAAAGAAAGAGAAAAGAUUUAGCAUUAUUACAAGAAAGGAAAGAGAUAGCAAAACGAAAUUUUAAAAUGGGUUUACAUAUUGCAAUGUUGAGAAAACAAUUACUUGAUUCCGGAGUAAAACCUGUUGAAUUGGAUGAAGCUGUGAAAGAAUUUGAAAGUAACGUAAAAGCUGAUAAUUCUAUGAAAAAUAUAAGUGGUCAAUAUCUAUGGUUAGACGAUUCGUCUGGUAUGUUUAAAGAUUUUUGA